AUGUUCCCUGUGUGUUCCAGCCUCCACGUGUCCCUCAGCUCUCAGGGUCAGACCAUGCUGUCGGCUCUGCUCUUCAGCACGCUGCUCUGGCUCAGCCUCAUCCUGGCUCUCAGGUUCUGUCUCAAGCUGCUGCUCUCAUACCAUCAGUGGAUGUUCGAGCAGCACGGACGAGUCUCCAACACCACCAAGAUCUGGGUGACUCUCCUCAGGCUGUUAUCCAGCAGGAAGCCUCUGCUCUACAGCUAUCAGACGUCUCUACCUCACCUUCCAGUUCCUGUGAUCAAAGAGACUGUCAACAGG
Notothenia coriiceps (black rockcod) is the source of this 300-nucleotide messenger RNA. RefSeq names its product carnitine O-palmitoyltransferase 1, liver isoform-like. The transcript is spliced from 2 exons. The record is from RefSeq and is a predicted model, not a curated record. NCBI's taxonomy places the organism in Eukaryota, Metazoa, Chordata, Actinopteri, Perciformes, Nototheniidae. The annotation marks the transcript as partial.